AUGGAGCUCAGUGCUCUCUCUCCUGCCAAGUCCCCUGCUCACUCCCCACCUCGCCCUUCUCCUACUCUGGCCCCUCGGUGUCUUCCGAGUCCCAAGGAACCAGAGCAUGAUGUGCCCUACUUCAGGUCUGUCCGUCAGGUAGUCAGUGAGACAGAGAGGCUAACAGAAUUUUGUCAGCAGUGGGAGCCCAGGAUGGAUGAUGCCUCUGUCCCUGAAGAGAUGUGUGACCGUAUGCGUACGGCGGUGGGCCAGGCCAGGCUGCUGAUGAAGGAGAGGUUUGGUCAGUUCUCUGGCCUGGUGGAUGACUGUGAGUUGGGCAGAGGAGAGAAGAUCACCACCUGCACAGCUUCUGGGACAUGGUGUACUACCAAGUGGAGUCUAAAGGUUGGCAGGAGGAAAGCAAACCCCCCACGACAGAGGAAGUUGGUCAAGAAGCUGCCUUCUGCUCUGGUGGCUAAGCCUACCAGUGGUGCUGUCGCCAAGUCUGGUCUGGCUGCAAUAAAGGCCAAGCAGCAGGCUGCAAAGGCAGCGCAGGCCGCAGGGCCAGGCAGUGCUGUGGACGACCCUGCUCCAGUUCCUGAGGACCCCCAGGCGGAGACCCAGGCCCCAGAACCACUGGUGGUGGUGUUCCAGGUGGAGAGUCCUGCCAAACUCACAGGCUCUGUGAGGAGAUCCACCCAUGUAUCUGCCAUGCCUCAGGCCUGUUCAGUCACCAAGUUCUCCACCCCCGGCAGAACUCGCCACUCCAGCACUGCUGCAGCUGCACACACUUCCCCUCUCCCCCACUUCACCCAUACCACUACCUGCUCCACCCUCACCCCUGCCUACCUGUUUAAUGCCACCCCACUCCGAACCCCUCACCCUGAUCCUCAGUUCUACACCCCGGCCCCCACCAGAGUCUCUCUCUGCAUCUCAACAGUCAAAGAAGCUCUGGACACUCAGUCAGAGGAAGGCCCCAGCAACCAACCAGAGCUAGCCUCUGUGCAGAAUGUCACUGCUGACCAACCAGAGCCCGAGAGCAUGCAGGAAGAUGUAGCUUGUGACCAAUCUGAGGCAGUUUCAGAGCCCACUGUUUGCCCUGAGGAGCACUCUGAGAGCUGUGAAUCACCAUCCAACACACAACAGUUGACCAAUGACGAACAGCAUCGAGAUGCCUUCAGCCAAUCGGUGUUGGCCACAGAAGAGCCCAACCAAUUAGAGCUCCAGGACAGAAAAGAGGCUUUAGAGGCCUACAAUACCAGCCUACCCAUCUCAUCAUGGCUCACAGUCUCCUCAAGGCUUCCCCUCUCACCCUCACUGCCCCACUAUCAUGGAGCAAAGUCCUAUCCAGUCAGGAGCCCUGAUUUCAGCUUCACCCUCUCUCAGCACCCCAGCCAGGCCAAGAUUUACUGAGGCCAGCCAAUCUCCCCUCUCCUCCCCCUGCUUGGUGUCCCCCUCCUCUCCUCCUGCUGUCCAGGUCUCCCUCAGCUUCCCAGCUGAUGCCGAUGUACCAGGGACUGUGACUCCAGAUACUUCCAUCACAGAGGGUCUUCCGGGGUUGGACUUUGAGCGCUACCUCCAACCUGCAGUGAGGUGUAGCCUGUCACAACGGGAGCCAGCUGUUGCAGAGAUGCUGUCGCCCAUGGUGAUAGACGUAGAAAUGGAGAGUCCGUUGGCUCCGUCUGAAGAGACCCCUCAGGAGGAAGUGUCGACUCCCACAGCAUCUCCCAGUUUCACACAAAUGUUCAUCCCACGGAUCACACAGCCAGUUGAGUCAGACCUGUUGCUGUUCACCACUGAUCAGAUGGACAGAGUGAGACAGUCAAUGUGCACCAGUGACCUCGUGUCGUUCACACCUCCCUCUGACAGAACGAGCAACUGAUGAGACUGAUUUGCAUAACUGCUGUUGUAUAUUUUGCUACACUAGUUUAUAGUUUCAAAAAUAUAUAUUUUUUUAUAUGCAUUGUUUUAUUUUAAACGUAUAAUUGUCAGAAUAGUUUUUUUGUAACUUUCCUUAAACUCUUUUGUGCUAUCUGUACUAUUUUAUUAUUUAAUACCAAAAAGGCAACAGGUAGUGUUAAUUAUUAACCACAUUCUAUAUGGAGCCCAGGUGUUCUAUACAAAAUCAACU
Oncorhynchus keta (chum salmon) is the source of this 2110-nucleotide messenger RNA. RefSeq lists its product as uncharacterized. The record is from RefSeq and is a predicted model, not a curated record. NCBI's taxonomy places the organism in Eukaryota, Metazoa, Chordata, Actinopteri, Salmoniformes, Salmonidae. Gene Ontology annotation, molecular function: microtubule binding. Gene Ontology annotation, cellular component: nucleus; cytoplasm; spindle pole centrosome. The transcript has 8 exons. Gene Ontology annotation, biological process: mitotic spindle organization; regulation of mitotic cell cycle; centrosome localization. Bases 1 to 1392 code for a protein of 463 amino acids.